AUGAAGCAACAUUUGCUUGAACGAACAACAGCGUGGUUGACGACUUGGAGUCUCAUUCUGCUCGUGGCCGUUGCUCAAGAAGAUGUUCACCCUGACGUAGUUGCCGUUGUUGAUGUUGCUGGAGGUGUACGACCGACACCACUUUGGGCAAGCAGUUAUUCGGACGGCGAGAAUUGCUACUGCCUUCCUUCGUUGGAUAGCGCCAUUGGGAACUUUGUCGUAGAAACGCCAUUAGGGUGGCUGACGACGCAGGAAGUGUGCGAUCUGCUAGGAACAGGACCAGGAAGACUAGGACAACCCCUUUACAAUGAUAUCCAAUGCGGUAACGGCCCCCCAAACGCUGAUGAAAACGAAUUCCUUUGUCCGGGACGAACCGAUAUUGGGGAAACAGGUUGUGGUCAAAUAGGACCCAAAUGGAAUUUUGAUAAUGCAAACCUUGCGGACGGCCCCCCACGACUUCCAUCGUUGCCUGAGGACAUUCAUCCCGAUAUCGUUGCGGUGAUCGACGUUGUGGGUGGUGUGACGCCGAAUGGAAGAUCGUGGGCCGACAGCUAUUCCUUUGGCAACAAGUGCUAUUGUGCGACAACGUUUGAUCACGACAUUGCGGACGUGCUAGUCGAAACACCGCAGGGAUGGAUGACGAUCCGUCAAGCUUGCGAGUUACUUGGACCGGGUCCCGGUAUUGAAGGACGACCGGUGUACAAUGACAUACAGUGCGGGAAUGGACCACCUAAUAAUGCAGGCGAUGAGCACGUGUGUCCUGGACGAACCGAUGUACGUCGACUGGAACGCGGUAGACUGGCUAGUAUUUUCAGACCGUUGUUUUCUCGGACUGUUUAUAAUGAAAUGCCUCACCAUGAUGCUUCUCCGUUGUACAAUUCACAGCUUGGACCAGAAGGUUGUGGUCAGAUUGGUCCCCGUUGGAAUUUUGAUGCCAUCAAAUCAUUACCGCCAGGCAGCGCCCCCACAGCUCUGCCCUCUUCUUUAGCAGCCGGAGCAGUGCCUGUCCCAAUGCUACGGGGCUUAGGGGUAAUCACCGGAUAUCUGUUCUGUGUUUUGAACUGGCAACUUUUUGAUCUCGUUCCGUGA
This is a messenger RNA of Phaeodactylum tricornutum CCAP 1055/1, 1089 nucleotides long. RefSeq lists its product with no specific name. Lineage: Eukaryota; Bacillariophyta; Bacillariophyceae; Surirellales; Neidiaceae. Bases 1 to 1089 code for a protein of 362 amino acids. The transcript has 2 exons. The record is from RefSeq and is a predicted model, not a curated record.